This is a messenger RNA of Hylaeus volcanicus, 3426 nucleotides long. Its product is annotated as transmembrane protein 185A. Bases 216 to 1235 code for a protein of 339 amino acids. NCBI's taxonomy places the organism in Eukaryota, Metazoa, Arthropoda, Insecta, Hymenoptera, Colletidae. The record is from RefSeq and is a predicted model, not a curated record. The transcript has 6 exons.
GGCCUUCAGCUAAUUUCAGUGCAAUUCGAAUUUUCGCGUGCAAGACGGUGGGAUUUAUUUUGUCCAUUAAACGCAAAUGCAGAGCCCACCGAGUGUGUGCUUCCGCGAAAAAUUGUGCGGUCAAUGAAACGAUUCUUAGUGGGAUGCGUGUACACGCGGCGAACAUCGCGAAGAUUCACGUCGAGUAGUUGGCCUACAAAACGUUUCUGAUAAUCAUGAAUUUGCAAACACUCUUCCAAGACUUCAAUCCAAGCAAAUUUCUCGUGCACUCCUGUUUGAUGAUAUUUACAUCCUUAUUUGCUCUUCGACUGGAUGGCUUCAUAGAAUGGAGUUAUUGGUCUGUGUUCACUCCAAUAUGGUUUUGGAAGAGUAUGGUAAUUUUGGGUGCUACUAUUGGAAGUUAUGUCUGGUGGAGGCAUCCGCAUGCAAGACUCGAAGGAGAUGCCUAUGUACAUUAUAAGGCAAUGUUAAUCACCUUGGCAUUGCAUUUGAUCCUGUUAAUGUUUGAAUUGUUAGUAUGCGAUAAAUUAGAAUCUGAAAGACAUUUAUGGAUCCUUGUAUUCAUACCGCUUAUCUUCAUCUCUAUAGUGUCGAUAGCAGUAUGUAUUUGGGCAGCGAAACAUGAUCGGUCAUUUGAACUUGAAUUAUUUUGUGCAGUUAAUGUAUUGCAAUUCAUUUUCUUGGCAUUAAGAUUAGAUGGUUUUAUAACGUGGAGUUGGGAAGUAGUAUUUGUGCCUCUUUGGGCACUUUUGUGUUUAUCUCUAGUUGCUGUACUAUAUGCCAUAAUUUUUGCUGUUGUUUUAUUAAGAACUCCACAGAUCAAUGCCAGACAAAGGAGAACAUCUUUAACUUCGGCAUUGGCAUACACAUUUCUUGUGGUUCCAAUUAUAGUUUUCCAAGUGUUACUAGCCAAUAAAUUAGAUGGAGAUAUUUCUCUAAAUUAUACAACGGUAGCAAUGCCGCUUUUAAUAUCUCAUAUAACACUUAUUUUUAUGUCUUUUGAUGCAAAGGGUGGAAAUAGAUGGUGGUUUGGUAUUAGGAAGGACUUUUGUCACUUCCUAUUAGGAUUAUGUCCACUUCUUCAAGAAUAUGGUAAUAUUUCAUACCAACCUAGAAGUGAUCACGACCAACCACCAUCUGAACCAAUGGUCUCAGAAAAAAGUGAAAAACACAUUAAAAAAAUUGACCUAACAAAACCUGUUGUACCUAUAAUUUCUAUUGAUAUGCCUGAUUGAUUGUUUCAUUUAGUUUCUGUUACAGGAUCAAUUCAGGUACUUGGAAUUUUUUAUUGAUAUGACUGGUUAAUACGAAGAGCCUACCUUAAGAGCAUAUCUUAAUAUGUAACAGACAGGUACGUAUAUAAUAGUGAAAUCUAUUAUAAAAAAAAAACUAUUAUUUUCAAUACGAAAUGUCGUAAUGAAAAUCUUGUUAUUGUUAAACUUAUAUUGUGCGCCAAGGCAAUCAUAAUCAUUAUAUUAUCUAUUUUGUUCCUGGGGCUUAAGAUUUUCACAAUUUCAAAAUUGUAAAACUUUUUAAAAAUCAUUUAAUUAAAAAGAGGUAUAAGACGCUAAAACUUUGAAGGCAUCUAAAUGAAUAGCCCCUCGAGCAAAUUUAGCAGUCGCAAUGCUCAAAAGAACGUUACAUUUCUUGAAGCUGCAUCAAUUUUUCGUGUAUUCAAACACUUAAGUUAUGCGUAGAAUAAGUAACCGACCCGUCCGUUUGUUUGAUUGCUCCUUUUUAACGAUGUAUAAGGUAAUCGCUGACCUAUUUUAUUAUGUCUGUUAAUAGUAAACCUGCAUAAUGGUAGCAUUAAUAUUACUUUGCCAAAAGUAGUGAUUAUAGAGAAUGGUGAACAUGCCUAAGCUGGUGCUAAAAGUCAAUGAUACUUUAGACAUGUUUUGUAUGCAGCUGUGAACUAUGUUUAAACUUUGAUUUAAACCUUGGUAUAGUGUGAUCUGUAUAAAGCUAAGCUUGAUUUAUGUUUAUUUAUAUUUUAAAUUGAGUUUCCUGCAACGCAUAUGAAUCUGGUUGAAGCUUGUUAAGGAAAAUCUUUAAUGUAAAUAGUACUCCACGGUUUAGCAUCAAGAUGCAUUGUACAGAUCACACUUGAAAGAUAUAUAAUAUAUACAGUUAACUCUCGAUUAAUGGACGAUGAUUUAAUCAUUAAUUGACACAAAUCUUUAUAGAUUCUAAAUUAUCUGUGCACAGAAUUUGUAUAUACAUAUAAAAGAUAAAGAUUAUAAGAUACGUUCAUACUGAAUAAACAGUUACAUUUUGUAUUUGUAUUCGGUUGAAAUUUUCUUUAUCUCUUAUAUUAUUUAUAAAUACAAACACCAUUAUCGAUCAAGACUUAACUGUAUUGCUCAUUUAGUAGACUAAAGGAAUCACUGCAAUGAGUAAGGGAAGAGAUUGUUAACAGAGGGACGAUAAUAAAAUUUCAGAUUACAUUAUAUUUUUACGUUCGUCGAAAUGCUUUAUGUGCUUCUAAGCCCUUUUUAACUAACUUUUAAUUUAAUAGAAAAAUUUAUAUCUGUGUUUGUAACAUGCAUAUCGAUAACACAGAUAAUUAAGAACAAAAGCCAUAUAUUUACAUUAAAAUAAUUUUUCUACGUGUUCCUAAGAUUUUUGCAAUAUUUCUCAUUAAAAUAAUUAUAUUGAUAUUAAUAGAGAGAUAGUCAUUUUUAUGAGUGCGUCAAAUGUGUCCAAAGGGCUCUGUUACUUUUUAAGUGUUAACUUAGAUUCUUUUGUACAUUUACAGUUGCUUAAAGAUGCCAAUGAAUAAUUAGUGCAUUUCCUAAUUAAUGACAUGACAAGUAUACGUCGUUGUUAAAUACCAAAUAAUUAAAAUUUUUUUGUUUAAAUUAUUGUUCUUUUCAAACAACAGGAAAUAUUACCAUGUUCAUAAGGGUGUAACAUUUGUUCGUUACAUUAUGUGUUAUAACAGUAAACUUUGUAGAGAGGUGAUACAGAUUUUUGGAUACAUUAUCAUUGUUUGUUGUAAAAGGAGCGGAAAUUGUUCAACCGUUAGGUUUUUAAUUGGCCUUAAAGAAAUAAGAAAUUGGAUAUAUCGGCUGGGAUAUAAGACUGAGCGCUUCGCAUCUUUAGAAUAGUAUCGGCAAGAUGUAAAAAACGAAGUAAUCGCGUACAUUUAAAGAAACGUUUAAGUAAUAAGAACAUUUAUUGUUAACAUUAUUAGAUACCGUAAUACUAAGUAUACCCAAUCAUUUAUUGUGUUAUAAUGUAGAAAUAAUGUACAUAGUCUGUUGUAUUACAAUAACAUUAUAGACUAUAUCAUUAUUGUAUAUUAUACAUAUCUACCAUGAGCGACGAUUGAUAAAUAAGUAGUGGUAUUAUUUUAUUUUAUAUACACCACAAGCAAAAGGUAUCAUUAUAAUCUAAUAAAGUUUAUAUUUUUUGGUAUUAACA